AUGCAAGUCGUUCGCAAGCCUGUUCAUCUGACCUGUCCACAGGAAUCUGCGACCGCCACCAUUGAACUUCCCGAAGACGAACCUGAAAUCAUCGAGAGACUCAUAGAAUACUGCUACCGUGCUGACUACACCAAGUUUUCCGCCAACGCAUUCCUCGGUCACGCCAAGGUUUACGCGGCUGCCCACAAAUAUGGCGUCGAUUAUGCAGGUUGGGCAGCAACGACGAAGUACGAACGCGCCGCGAGCUUUGAAUGGGAUGCGUCCGACUUCCUUCUGUCAUUUCCUUACAUUUUCGAGUCUACCGCGGAAUCAGUUCUCGACAUGCGAAGGACGGCUACCGAAUGCGCUAGAUCUCGCAUGCUGAGCUUGACCCUGACGGAGGGGCUGUACAAUGCAUGGAAGCAAACAUGUUUGGAUGUGCCUGAGUUUGCCUUCGAUGGUCUUGGAGAUCUAGCAAAGGAGGUUCGCCGGUUUAUUUGUGGCGAAUGCAACAAUGGGACGUCACUCCGCCAGGAAUUCAUGAAAAGCGCAUGCUGCGAAGCUGAGGUGGACAACGAUCCGGAUUUCACGGCCGUGGAUCCCUGA
This is a messenger RNA of Cladophialophora yegresii CBS 114405, 585 nucleotides long. RefSeq lists its product as uncharacterized. Lineage: Eukaryota; Fungi; Ascomycota; Eurotiomycetes; Chaetothyriales; Herpotrichiellaceae. Bases 1 to 585 code for a protein of 194 amino acids. The record is from RefSeq and is a predicted model, not a curated record. The transcript has a single exon.